AUGCUGCGCUUCCCCGUGAAGAAGAUCCGGAAGCAGUUCAAGCUCCUGCUGCUGCUGGUCCUGCUCACAUCAGCCGUGUGGUUCACCUACCUGCACAUCAACCAGGGCAAGACCAUCAAGCUGCACUUCAACUAUGGAAAAGAUGGAGAGCGGCAGACGGAGGGGACGGACGCCAGCCGAAAAAGAGACGCCCGCUCCUCGGCCGGACACCACAAGAGCGAGGACACGAGCGACAGCAGGGAGGACGACGGCGCGGACGACGAGCCAAUCGCGGGAGGUUCUGACGGCAGAGACCACGCCCACGUCCGCAAGUUCCUCAACCAGAACCACAAGAAGUUACCAUGGAAACCAGAGUUUAAGGGCCAGGCGAACCUCCACGUGUUUGAGGACUGGUGCGGCUCGUCGGUCGCUCAGCUCAGAAAGAACCUGCACUUUCCUCUUUACCCUCAUACCAGAACCACAGUGAAAAAGCUGGCGGUGGCUCCAAAGUGGAAGAACUACGGCCUGAGAAUAUUUGGCUUCCUCCACCCUUACAGAGACGGUGAUUUCCAGUUCUCGGUAUCGUCGGAUGACAACUCCGAGUUCUGGCUGAGUCCCGAUGAGAGUCCUCUCAACGCCAGGCUGCUGGUCUACGUGGGACAGCUGGGCACAGAGUGGACGGCGCCGGGCGAGUUCGGCAAGUUCAGGUCCCAGUCCUCCAAGUCUGUGCAUCUGAUCUCAUCCAGACGAUACUACUUCGAGAUCCUUCACAAGCAGGAUGACAAAGGCUCAGAUCACGUCGAGGUGGGGUGGCGUCCGUUCCUCCCCGGCCUGAAAUACGAAGUCGUCGACUCGGCCUACAUCUCCUUGUACACAGAUGAGUCCAAUCUGAAGAUGAACAGCGUGGAUCACAUCCCUCAGACCUUGGCCAGUCACGUCCGUCUCCCGGAGGACUCUCGGCCGCCGGGCGUGGAGGCACGGCGGCUCAGCCUGCACGGGGCCGACAUGCUGAAGCCGGACCCCAGGGACACCUUCUACAGCACCCCGAUGAUCGAUCCCUCUCGCCUGGAAAACGUCCUUCCAGCCUGUCUCUACUCUCCAACCUAUGUGGUCAAAGACUUUCCCAUCGCCAGAUACCAGGGCCUGCAGUUUGUCUAUCUGUCUUUCGUCUACCCAAACGACUUCACCCGCCUCACCCACAUGGAGCGAGAGAACAAGUGUUUCUACAGAGAGUCUCCUAUCUACUUGGAAAAGUUUGGUUUUUACAAAUAUAUGAAGAUGGAUGAGGAAGAGGAUGACAGACCGUUCUUCUUCCCCAACCCAGAUGAUUUCCUGGAGGAGGAGGAAAUGGUGGAUACGGAGGACGAGGCAGAAAUCGUUGGGACACAAGCGCCCAAGAAGCCGUCUCGUCCCAGCCAGAGCAGCCACACCUCGAAGCCUCCACAUCAACACUCGAGGCCCGGGCCCACGCCGGCCGACCGAGGAGCGGAGGAGGAGGAGGAGGGUGAAGAGCCCAACGGAGAAGACGAGGGAAACGCUGACAGCGUCGUACGGCGCAGAGAGAGGAGACACUUCCCUCACAGAGACCGAGGUCUGGACAGAGACUGGGGACGAGAUCACACCAGAGGAUACAUGAGACAGGACUCCACAAAGGAGGUGGAGGAGCCCCAGCCCAGGGUUCUCCGACCUGAGAUGGAGAGUGUGGUUCGGGGCCGCUCUCUGUCCUGGGUCCGUACUGAUCCUUCAGAGGUCGAUCCGGUCAAGAAAGGUGCCGGAUCGGAGAAAGGAGGCGAGUUGCGCGUUAAAUUCAGCAAGUCUUCCCUCCUUUUCCCCCAGAAGUCGUCCCUCUCUGCCCUCGCCAGCCGAGCCAGGCAGAUCCUCAGCAACUCCGCCCACAGCACCAUCCUCCACGAGAACAGUAAACUCACCGGAGGCAAGAAGGACAAGAAGGAGGAGAACAAGAUCUACAUCACAAGGCCUCGGCCGGCAAAGGAAAGGGAGAAAGAGAGGGAGAGGGAGCAGCGGCGAGAGAGGAGGGAGGACAGGGCGUCUCGCCACCCAAGAGAAGUUUUCCCAGGUGUCUUUUUGUACCAAACUGGGAAAACUACCAAGCUGGUUAACCUGGGUGCCAAAGGACGUGUUGUGGGAGGAGUAACAGGAGGUCGGAGCCUCAUUAGUGCCCCUCAGCUCUGGCCCAAUCCCCCCACUAAACCAGGUAAGGCGACGCCUCAUAAUGGGAGUGUCAAUGAAAUCGUGCAAAAACCUGCCAGCAAGGGGGUCGGACCAAAACAAGCAGAGAAAAGUAAAAGGAAAGGGGAGAUGCGAGACUCAAAAACUACUGUCACAGCUGAUCUACCCAGAAAAGGAGACCUGCUGAUCCCACUCUCCUAUCACCAAGAUCCGCCUCGUCCUCCCGUUACGCCUCCAGGGUCGAACGACACAGAAAACAUUGUUCAAGGCCAAACACGAGUCACUUCGUACCUCAAGACCUCAGAGAUCACCGAGUCUCACCAACAGCCGGAUCCAGAACCCAACCAGACCGACAACGACCAAGAAACCAACCGUUCCAAUCCCGACCCCGAACCCGAGCCCGAGCCCGAGCCGGAGGAAGGCGAGAUGUCCGACUACAGCUACGAAGAGGUGGAGGCCCGGCCGGGCUGGGCGGAGGAGAGCAUCAACUGGCAGAGGACCUUCUCCGUCAACCCCAUGGACUUCGAGCUGCUGCGCUCCGACUGGAACGACCUGCGCUGCAACGUGUCCGGAAACCUCCAGCUGGCGGAGAGCGAGGUGGUGGACGUGCUGGCGCAGUACAUGGAGAAGCUCAACGAACGGAACGGAGGAAUCUACACCCUGCUGCGAAUCAUCAACGUGGAGAAGCGGCGCGACUCGGCGCGAGGGAACCGUUACCUGGUGGAGCUGGAGCUGAUGGAGCGCGGCCGCAGCGUGCUGCGCCUCUCGGAGUACAUUUACCUGCUGCUCCACCGCGGCCGGCAGGGGGAGGAGAGUCUGGAGAACACGGACUCCGCCCCGGCCUCGGCGCCGGCCUCCGCCCCGUCCACGGCCACGCCCGGCCUCACCACCCCGCCGCCGCCCCCUUCCACCAGGUCCCCGGUCCGGCCGGGAGCCACCGCUUGGAGCACGGCCUACGCCAAGCCGCUGCUGUGCCAGCCGGUGAUGCUGCAGUGGAGGAGGGAUGUCAUGGUGCAUUUUGUGGUGCCAGUGAAGAACCAGGCGCGCUGGGUGCAGCAGUUCAUCUCAGACAUGGAGAAUCUGCACCGGCAGACGAAGGACGACAACUUCAGCAUCAUCAUCGUUGACUUCGAGAGUGAAGAUAUGGACGUGGAGCAGGCGCUCAGAGACAGCAGCGUACCGCGAUACGAGUAUCUUCGGAGAGAAGGGAACUUUGAGCGCUCGGCAGGACUGCAGAUCGGAGUGGACACCAUCGAGGAUAGUCACAGCAUCGUGUUUCUGUGUGAUCUCCACAUCCACUUUCCUCUCAACAUCCUGGAAAGCAUCAGGAAACACUGCGUGGAGGGACGCCUGGCGUUCGCACCCAUCGUGAUGAGACUCAGCUGCGGGAGUUCACCCCUGGAGCCUGACGGUUACUGGGAGGUGAACGGCUUCGGCCUGUUUGGGAUCUACAAGUCUGAUUUUGACAAGAUUGGAGGGAUGAACACAGAGGAAUUCAAAGACCGCUGGGGAGGAGAGGACUGGGAGCUGCUCGACAGGGUUCUUCAGAACGGUCUGGAAGUAGAGAGACUUCGCUUAAGGAACUUCUUUCACUACUACCACUCCAAAAGAGGCAUGUGGAACGCCCAGAACAAGAAGAGUCCAAAAGGAUAGCAGCAGCUGU
Salarias fasciatus (jewelled blenny) is the source of this 3832-nucleotide messenger RNA. It is a transcript of the gene b4galnt4a, whose product is annotated as beta-1,4-N-acetyl-galactosaminyl transferase 4a. The record is from RefSeq and is a predicted model, not a curated record. Gene Ontology annotation, cellular component: Golgi cisterna membrane. Lineage: Eukaryota; Metazoa; Chordata; Actinopteri; Blenniiformes; Blenniidae. The transcript is spliced from 20 exons. Bases 1 to 3822 code for a protein of 1273 amino acids. Gene Ontology annotation, molecular function: acetylgalactosaminyltransferase activity.